Molecule: messenger RNA, 1215 nt
Organism: Mandrillus leucophaeus (drill)
Lineage: Eukaryota; Metazoa; Chordata; Mammalia; Primates; Cercopithecidae
Gene: ADAMTS17
Product: ADAM metallopeptidase with thrombospondin type 1 motif, 17
Exons: 10
Coding region: 1-1215 (404 amino acids)
Molecular function (GO): metallopeptidase activity
Source: RefSeq, a predicted model, not a curated record
AUGUGGCUACACUGGUGCCCAGACGAGCACUCAGCUUCUCCAUCGUGCCCUGAAAGCAGCACACAUGGCCAGCAGAUGGGCUGCCCCCAGCGAAGCUUGGCACAAGAAACUCCUCCCCACAUUUCCACCUUUUCUUAUGCCGCCAUCUGGAAUUCUCCAGCCCUUACAGAGUCUCUGGCAAAUCCUCGAGAAUCUACGAAGCCAGAAGGCCUGGGGGUGCAAGGUGUUAUGCUGAGUUCAGUGUGUGCCAGUGGCGGGUGUACCUCUAAGACUUCAGCUUUUAAAUUCUGUUGUUUAGUCUGCCUUGUUCAUCCCAUUCAUGUGAGCUGGACAUUGGACACUUCCCCCUCCGUUGGCCUCAUUCAGCUUGGGCAGGAGCAGGUGCUAAUCCAGCCCCUCAACAACUCCCAGGGCCCAUUCAGUGGACGAGAGCAUCUGAUCAGGCGCAAAUGGUCUUUGACUCCCAACCCUUCUGCCGAGGCUCAGAGAUCUGGGCAGCUCUGCAAGGUUCUAACAGAAAAGAAGAAGCCGAGGCGGGGCAGGCCUUCGCGGGACUGGCGGGAGCGGAGGAACGCCAUCCAGCUCACCAGCGAGCACACGGUGGAGACCCUGGUGGUGGCCGACGCCGACAUGGUGCAGUACCACGGGGCCGAGGCCGCCCAGAGGUUCAUCCUGACCGUCAUGAACAUGGUAUACAAUAUGUUUCAGCACCAGAGCCUGGGGAUUAAAAUUAACAUUCAAGUGACCAAGCUUGUCCUGCUACGACAACGUCCGGCUAAGUUGUCCAUUGGGCACCAUGGUGAGCGGUCCCUGGAGAGCUUCUGUCACUGGCAGAAUGAGGAGUAUGGAGGAGCACGGUACCUUGGCAAUAACCAGGUUCCCGGCGGGAAGGAUGACCCACCCCUGGUGGAUGCUGCUGUGUUUGUGACCAGGACAGAUUUCUGUGUACACAAAGAUGAACCGUGUGACACUGUUGAUCUGAGAGCAAGGUGUCAAGAAGCAACCAGCCAACUCCUCCUGCUUUGUUAUUUGGGGGCUGUCUCCAUGAGGGAAUUGCUAGCCAAAGGCCAUGUGAAGUAUGCUUCCCUGGAGGGCUGGCUGACACAGGCCCAGGCCCCUGGUGAAGAGCAGGCAGCUGCUUCAAAUCAAGCAUCUUCUCCUUUCCUAAGCCACAUCACCAUACUACUUUUUAUUGGUUUGCUUGGGCUGCCAUAG